Messenger RNA from Hibiscus syriacus, 784 nucleotides. Its product is annotated as cysteine proteinase inhibitor B-like. NCBI's taxonomy places the organism in Eukaryota, Viridiplantae, Streptophyta, Magnoliopsida, Malvales, Malvaceae. Gene Ontology annotation, molecular function: cysteine-type endopeptidase inhibitor activity. The record is from RefSeq and is a predicted model, not a curated record. The transcript has a single exon. Bases 292 to 690 code for a protein of 132 amino acids.
CCGGUGUCAUUUCCCCUCAAUAACGAAAACACAGCUCCACGUUCAUGCUCGUGUCUGGUCUUCCCCGGUUUCCUUGUUCUGUCCAUCGAUUCAUUUAAUCACCUUAAAUUGCGUGUCGAAUACUCGAAACAGUGUUCCCACUCAUGAACUUGACCCAUCAAUCCACUAGUCUUUUUUUCCAGUCUUUGUUGCUUAUAUUAUUAUCACAUAUAUACCAAAACAAUCCUACUCCUUCACAAUCAGAUCAUUUUCUCAUUAAAAAGGAGUUAGCACUAGGAACAGGUUAGAGAUAUGGCAAAAGUUGGGGUGAUCAUUCUUCUCUCGUCGUUGUUGGUGGUGACAACAGCGUCGUCGUUCACGGUGGUUGAAGGGUUGGGAUGUCGAACGCCGAUAAACGACGUGAAGAACAACAAGGAGAUCCAAGAGCUCGGGAGGUUCUCGGUGGAAGAGUAUAACAGGCGGAGGCAAGGACGGUUACGUCAUAACGGUGGUGGGUCGUCGUCGUCAACGGCGGCAUUGGUUUUUUCUCAAGUGGUGGAGGCUGAGAAACAGGUGGUUUCCGGGAUCAAGUAUUAUCUCAAGAUUAACGCCAUGCAGGGUGGACUAUCCAAGACCUUUGAAUCGGUUGGUUUGGUUAAACCUUGGGUUAAAUCCAAGGAUUUGCUUAACUUUUCCCCUUCUAAACAAUAAAAAUGAGUCAUUUCCCAUGUUUGGUUCUAUGUUUUGAGGGUCUUUGGACAUGCAAUCUUUAAUCAAUAAAGAGAUGAAUAAGAAAUAUGGUGAU